Molecule: messenger RNA, 1518 nt
Organism: Arabidopsis thaliana (thale cress)
Lineage: Eukaryota; Viridiplantae; Streptophyta; Magnoliopsida; Brassicales; Brassicaceae
Product: General transcription factor 2-related zinc finger protein
Exons: 1
Coding region: 1-1518 (505 amino acids)
Source: RefSeq, marked reviewed
AUGUUUAUAGUAAAGUUUAUCGUUUCGUUUAAUUUUUUUUUGACCCCAGUGAGUCAUUGUUCUGGCUCCGCCACUGCUCUCCAUAAGCAAACCAAUGUUGUGAAGAAUGAUUAUCGAAUCCGGUUGAAUGCUUCCAUUGAUGUUUCUCGACACUUGUUACAUCAAGGAUUACCAUUUCGUGGUCAUGAUGAAUCAGAAGAGUCAACAAAUAAGGGUAAUUUUUUAGAGCUUUUGAAGUAUAUAGCUGGUCAGAAUGAAGUUGUAAAGAAAGUUGUGUUGAAAAAUGCUCCUAAAAAUAACCAGAUGACAUCUCCACCAAUUCAAAAAGAUAUUGUCCAUUGCUUUUCAGAAGAGGUAACUAGAUCUAUUAUUGAAGAAAUGGAUAAUGAUGUCUUUGGCUUGCUUGUAGAUGAAUCGGCUGAUGCUUCAGAUAAAGAGCAAAUGGCAGUAGUUUUUCGCUUCGUUGAUAAGUAUGGGGUAGUUAAAGAAAGAUUUAUUGGUGUUAUUCAUGUGCAAGAGACAUCUUCUUUAUCUCUGAAAAGUGCUAUUGAUUCUUUGUUUGCUAAAUAUGGAUUGAGUUUGAAAAAGCUGAGAGGGAAGGGAUACGAUGGAGCUAGCAACAUGAAAGGAAAGUUCAAUGGACUGAGAUCAUUGAUUUUGAAAGAAAAUAGCUCUGCAUAUUAUGUGCAUUGCUUCGCUCAUCAACUACAAUUGGUUGUCAUGGCAGUUGCAAAAAAACAUGUUGAAGUUGGAGAGUUUUUUUAUAUGAUUUCUGUUUUGCUAAAUGUUGUUGGAGCUUUUUGCAAAAGAAAAGAUAAGAUCCGGGAAAUCGAUCGGCAAAAAGUGGAAGAAAAGAUUAGCAAUGGUGAAAUUAAGACAGGAACUAGGUUGAACCAAGAACUUUCCCUUCAAAGACCUGGAAAUACUCGUUGGGGUUCACAUUAUAAGACUUUGUUGCGUCUUGAGGAGUUGUUUUCAUCUAUAGUUAUAGUUCUCGAGUAUAUCCAGGAUGAAGGCACCGACACCACCAAAAGACAACAAGCAUAUGGUAUUCUCAAGUAUUUUCACACCUUUGAUUUUGUUUUCUAUCUGGAGUUGAUGUUGCUUGUUAUGGGACUCAGUGAUAGCUUAUCAAAGGCUUGGCAAAGAAAAGAUCAAGAUAUCUUAAAUGCUAUUUCAUUGGUGAAAACUACUAAAUGUCAGUUGCAAAAGGUUAGAGACGAUGGAUGGGAUGCUUUUAUGGCUGAAGUUAGUUCUUUUAGCGAGAAAACUAACAUUGGAAUGCUUAAAAUGGAGGAAGAAUUUGUUGAUUCUAGAAGACCAAGGAAAAAGACCGGUAUAACCAACUUGCAUCACUAUAAGGUGGAUUGUUUCUACACUGUCUUAGAUAUGCAACUUCAAGAGUUUAAUGACCGCUUUGAUGAGUUGAAUUCUGAACUACUUAUUUGCAUGUCAUCUUUGAGUCCGAUAGAUUCUUUUCGUCAGUUUGAUAAGUCCAUGCUCGUGAGAUUGACCUAG